This is a messenger RNA of Neltuma alba, 1578 nucleotides long. Its product is annotated as UPF0481 protein At3g47200-like. The record is from RefSeq and is a predicted model, not a curated record. NCBI's taxonomy places the organism in Eukaryota, Viridiplantae, Streptophyta, Magnoliopsida, Fabales, Fabaceae. The coding region runs from base 133 to 1416 and encodes 427 amino acids. The transcript has a single exon.
GCUUGAGGAUAUGCGUCAUCUCCUUUUUCCCCUUUCCUUCAAACGUAUGAUCUGGGAACUACUAGUCCAAUCCUCCUCUUUCAUUACGUUUGGUGGAUCUUAUCUCUCCCUCACUUUUCUUUUCCCCUUUAGAUGGCAAUCAGUAAUCACAACAAUUUUGUAAUUGAAAUGGAGUCGAUGCUGGAAGAAGCUGAAACAGAAAUGGCUGCUGAGUGCUGCUGCAUCUACAGGGUGCCGAAUGAUAUACGCAAAUUGAAUGAAGAUAGCUUUACCCCAAAGGUGGUUUCUAUUGGCCCUUUUCACUAUGGGCAUCCCAGACUAAAAAUCAUGGAAAAGUACAAGCUUGCGUAUCUCAAGCAAUUCCGUAAAAGAAUUUCCAGCACCAUAAGUUUGGAUAGAUUAAUCAGCUUCGUAGAAGAGAUUGAGCCGGGCGUUCGUCUUCAUUACUCAGAGCCUAUUGAGCUUAGCAAUCAGGAACUUGUGAAGGUGAUUCUGCUGGAUUCUUGUUUCUUAUUUGAGCUAUUUUUGAGGUCAUAUUAUAGUGAAUGGGAUGGUGUUAUUCUGUUAAAACCAUGGCAAGCCACUACCGUAAGAAUAGAUUUGCUCUUACUUGAGAAUCAGCUGCCUUUUCGUGAUCUUGAAAAGCUAUUCAGUCGGGUUUUUCCCUCCAGCAUGACUAAUGACAGAGACCCUUCAUUUCUUCAUCUAACUUUUGACUAUUUUGCCUAUUACAACAACGUGAAAUUGCAACCUCAAGGCGUUACCAUUAGCCACUUCGCAGAUCUUAUUAGGACGUUUCACUUACCACCAAUGAGUAGUCAACCAAAGAGAUUGCGCAAAUCAGUAACAUAUGUUCAGAGUGCAACUGAGUUAGCUGAAGCAGGGGUGACAUUUAGAAAAAGUACAAGCUCAUGCUUGCUAGACUUCAAAUAUUCAGGAGGAAUUCUUGAAAUACCAGAAUUAAAAGUGGAUGAUUGGACUGAAACUUUGCUUAGGAAUCUAGUGGCGUUAGAGCAGUGUCACUAUCCUUCUGAUUCUUACAUCACUGAUUUUGUUGCCAUUAUGGACUUCCUUAUCAACACAAGCAGUGAUGUGGAUCUCUUAGUUCAGGAGGGAAUCAUCAUUAACUGGUUAGGAGAAUCCAAUUCUGUGGCCAACUUAUUCAAUAGUCUUUGGAAGAAUAUCACACAUGUAGAUUUCAACUCCCAUUACUCAAAUGUUUGCAAGGACUUGAAUGCCUUUUGUAAAAGUCCUUGGAACAACAUGAAGGCCACUUUGAGACAUGAUUACUGCAACACUCCUUGGCAAACUGCGGCUUCUAUUGCUGGAAUUCUGAUCCUUCUUCUCUCGUUAAUACAAGCAGUCAGUUCUAUCUUACAAGUGUUGCAGCAAUUUAAGCAAAGCUCAUCGCAUUGAGGUUCUCUUUUCCAUAUAUGGUAAUUUGCAGCAAUUUUUAUGGGAGUUGUUAAGAAAUAAUUGUCUAGAGCUGUCAUCCUUAACACAUAUGUAUUCUUCUCAUCAAACUCUCUCAACUUGCUUCAAUGUAAAAGUCACUUAUUUAAUUAGCAUUGUUUAGCU